AUGUAUCCGUUCGCUUUCCGUCCAUUGAAGGUCUGCGAGUACCUAAUGACGGCGAAGCUUUGCCGUCUCGUCCGUCCAUCUCAUCCCCAUGUGCCCCUGCCGUUCUUCCCUGAAGACUCAAACCCCUUCAUAUGGACGGAAAAAUUGCAGCCCAUGUACCUAGUCAUCCCUAAUCGAGCUAUCGCCGUGUCAUUCAUGGUGGAUAUCCUUCCAACGCCGAGAAGCUUGCCCCCCCUGCUCCGCAUCGGCGCAUAUCCCCUCCCCGAACAUCAAUGGGCUCGCUCCAACACCUCUCUCACCGCGGAAGAUCUGAUAUAA
This is a messenger RNA of Colletotrichum lupini, 318 nucleotides long. RefSeq lists its product as uncharacterized. The transcript is spliced from 2 exons. Lineage: Eukaryota; Fungi; Ascomycota; Sordariomycetes; Glomerellales; Glomerellaceae. The record is from RefSeq and is a predicted model, not a curated record. Bases 1 to 318 code for a protein of 105 amino acids.